AUGGCAACCAAGACUAUGGGAAGCGACAAGAAGCGGAAGGCCUCUUCCUCCAAAGGGAAGCCCGAAAAGGCCACCAAGAAACCUCGAGUCGAAGAGGCCGACGUCUCAAUGGAUGCUGAGGAUGGCCACGAGGACAGCUUCGAGGAAUUCUCAGACGAGGAGGAGGGUGGCGUCGCAAUUGAUUCCAAGGAUGGAAAGAAGGGACCCAAGGGCGCAUCCAAUGGCAAGAACUUCGAACGAGAGGCAGGUCAAACUUCUCGCGAGUCGCAUGCUAAGCAAAAGCAAUUGGCACUAGAGCGCAAGGCCGCCAAGCCGCUUGCUGAUGAAGUCCACCGAACCAAGAAGAUCUGGGAGAAGUUGCGGAUCAAGUCGAGUGUUCCCAAGGAUGAGCGCCAGAAGCUAGUUGAGGAACUGUUCAGCAUCAUUACCGGCCGAAUGCGAGACUUUGUCCUGAAGCAUGAUGCUGUCAGAGCUGUUCAAACCGCAAUUAAAUAUUCGAAUGUCGCGCAAAAGAAGCUUAUCGCCAAGGAGCUUCAAGGUGCCUAUGCCCAGUUAGCCGAGAGCCGAUACGCGAAGUUCUUGAUCGGCAAACUGCUCGUGCAGAAUGAUGAGGAGAUUCGAGAUAUGAUCAUCCCUGAGUUUUACGGCAAAGUCAGGAAACUCAUCAAUCACCCGGAGGCAUCUUGGAUCCUCGACGACAUAUACAGAACUGUUGCCACCAAGCAGCACAAGGCCAUCCUCCUCCGGGAGUGGUAUGGACCUGAAUUCGCACUGCGAGAACUGACUCAGGGGAAGGAUGAGGAUGCUACAGCUGAUCUGAAAUCGAUCCUGAGCAAGGAGCCAAGCAAACGAGGCCCAAUCAUGAAGGGUCUGUUUGAUAUGAUCAACUCCUUGGUACAAAAGAAGAUGACGGGUUUCACAAUGCUUCAUGAUGCCAUGUUGCAGUACUUCCUCAACACGGAACCAGGUACUACAGAGUUCACAGAGUUGGCCGAGCUUGUCAAGGGUGAUGAAACGGGAGAUUUGCUAAAGAACCUUGCCUUCACUCGGUCUGGCGCCAGACUUGUAUGUCUACUACUGGCACACGGUACCGCCAAAGACCGCAAGCAGCUUCUGAAGGCUUACAAAGACACCUUCCUGAUGAUGUCUGGUGACUUGUUCGCACACGUUGUGAUCCUCACUGCUUACGAUGUUAUCGACGAUACGAAAUUGACGUCCAAGUCCAUCUUCCCAGAAAUCCUCGGCGAGGGCGAGGAGGUUGCUCAAAAUAUAAUCGCGGCGGCCAACAACCCCUAUGGCAGAACAACGAUUUUAUAUCUGUUGGAAGGUCUCUCCAAGUCACUGUUUCCUUCUGGCCAUUCCUUUGACCUAGACGUUCUCAAGGAAGUGCAUGAGAUUCGCAAGACGACGAGUAAAAAGGAUGAGGACGUUCGCCGCAAAGAGCUUGUGGCGUCUAUCUCCCCCCAUCUAAUCAGUGUGGUUGAGGCGGCCCCUGCCGACCUCGUCGCUACCAGCUUCGGCUGCCAGCUCAUUGCAGACGUGCUGCUCAACUGCACAGGUGACAAGCAGCAGGCGCUUGAGGCACUUGCCCAGUGUGCUGGUGGCGACCCCAGCAAAGCACCAGAGGAGGUUGAGGACGUUGCAUCAUCGACAGUUCAUGUUUCUCAGAGCGCUUUUGGCGCCCGCAUGCUCAAGUCGUUGAUCCAAGGCGGACGGUACGACAAGGCGGCAGGAAAAGUCAUCCCUGUAGACCCUCCCCUAGAGUUCUCGAACGUCUUAUAUCCUGUUAUUAAGGACCACAUUGUCGAUUGGGCGACGGGCUCUGGAUCGUUUGUUGUCGUUGGUCUCAUCGAGUCGAACGAUUUCAAAGACAAGGAUGCCUUGAAGAAGGUGCUCAAGAAGAACAAGAAGCUAUUAGAAAAGGCAUCCACCGAGGCGACCGCGGAGCAAAAGGCGUCAAAGGAAGCCGAUGAAAAGGAGCAGAAGGGAAACAAGAAGGGAAAGAAGAGGACAGAAAAGCCGGUUGGCAAUAUGGGUAGCAAAAUUCUCCUGGAGGCGUUAUAG
Clonostachys rhizophaga is the source of this 2064-nucleotide messenger RNA. NCBI's taxonomy places the organism in Eukaryota, Fungi, Ascomycota, Sordariomycetes, Hypocreales, Bionectriaceae. The record is from the annotation of a GenBank genome assembly.